This is a messenger RNA of Loxodonta africana (African savanna elephant), 2820 nucleotides long. It is a transcript of the gene MTMR7, whose product is annotated as myotubularin related protein 7. Gene Ontology annotation, cellular component: membrane; cytoplasm. Bases 1 to 2061 code for a protein of 686 amino acids. The transcript is spliced from 14 exons. The record is from RefSeq and is a predicted model, not a curated record. Gene Ontology annotation, biological process: phosphatidylinositol dephosphorylation. Gene Ontology annotation, molecular function: phosphatidylinositol-3,5-bisphosphate phosphatase activity; phosphatidylinositol-3-phosphate phosphatase activity. NCBI's taxonomy places the organism in Eukaryota, Metazoa, Chordata, Mammalia, Proboscidea, Elephantidae.
AUGACCGCAAUGGGUAUCAGGCUCCCUCAUAUCUUCGGGAUUGCUUUUGACAGCUUUGGUCUCAACUUGGGACCUGUAACAACUAGUGACAAACUUUGGAAUGUUGAAAACGUCCGCCUGGUAGACCGAGCAUCUUCUAAAAAAGCGGUCCUAGGGACUUUGUAUUUGACAGCUACUCAUGUCAUAUUCGUGGAAAACACACCUGACACAAGAAAAGAAACGUGGAUUCUUCACAGUCAGAUUUCUACGAUUGAAAAGCAGGCAACAACGGCUACCGGAUGCCCUCUGCUCAUCCGCUGCAAGGACUUCCAGAUAGUACAGCUGGUCAUACCACAGGAGAGAGACUGCCAUGACGUGUACGUCUCUCUGAUACGCCUCACGAGGCCAGUGAAAUACGAGGAGCUAUACUGCUUUUCAUUCAACCCCAAGCUCGAUAAAGAAGAGAGAGAACAAGGCUGGAUGCUGGUCGACCUAGGUGAAGAGUACAAGAGGAUGGGCCUCCCUAAUAACUACUGGCAGCUCAGUGAUGUGAAUAGAGACUACCGAGUCUGUGACUCCUACCCCUCGGAACUGUACGUUCCCAAAUCAGCCACGGCACACCUCAUCGUGGGGAGCUCCAAAUUCCGGAGUAGACGGCGAUUUCCUGCCCUUUGUUACUACUAUAAAGAUAACCAUGCCUCCAUCUGCCGGAGCAGCCAGCCCCUGUCCGGCUUCAGCGCCCGCUGCCUGGAGGACGAGCAGAUGCUCCAAGCCAUCCGGAAAGCCAAUCCGGGAAGCGACUUCAUUUAUGUUGUGGACACUCGGCCUAAACUUAACGCGAUGGCAAACCGCGCGGCAGGGAAAGGCUAUGAGAAUGAAGACAAUUAUUCCAACAUCAAGUUUCAGUUUAUUGGGAUAGAGAACAUCCACGUCAUGAGGAAUAGCCUGCAGAAAAUGCUGGAAGUGUGUGAGCUUAAGUCUCCCUCAAUGAGUGAUUUCCUGUGGGGACUGGAGAACUCUGGCUGGCUAAGGCACAUCAAGGCCAUCAUGGAUGCAGGGAUCUUCAUCGCAAAGGCAGUUUCCGAGGAAGGAAUAAGCGUGCUUGUUCACUGUUCCGAUGGCUGGGAUAGGACGGCACAGGUGUGCUCGGUGGCCAGCCUCCUGCUGGAUCCGCACUACCGGACGCUGAAGGGCUUCAUGAUAUUAAUUGAAAAGGACUGGAUUUCCUUUGGUCAUAAGUUUAAUCACAGAUACGGCAAUCUAGACGGCGACCCAAAGGAGAUCUCCCCAGUUGCUGACCAGUUCAUUGAAUGUGUUUGGCAGCUGAUGGAACAGUUUCCCUGUGCCUUUGAGUUCAAUGAGAGGUUUCUGAUUCAUGUUCAACAUCACAUUUAUUCCUGCCAGUUUGGAAACUUCCUAUGUAACAGUCAAAAGGAGAGAGAAGAACUCAGAAUUCAGGAAAGAACCUACUCUCUCUGGGCUCACCUGUGGAAGAACCGAGCUGACUACCUGAACCCUCUGUUUAGAGCUGAUCACAGUCAGACCCAGGGAACGCUGCAUCUUCCUGCGACACCGUGCAACUUCAUGUACAAGUUCUGGAGUGGCAUGUAUAACCGCUUUGAAAAGGGGAUGCAGCCCCGACAAUCGGUUACAGACUACCUUAUGGCAGUGAAGGAGGAGACGCAGCAGCUGGAGGAAGAACUGGAGACUCUAGAAGAAAGGCUGGAAAAAAUUCAGAAAGUCCAGUUAAAUCGCACGGAAGUGAAGAGUAAGCAGAGUGAACCCGGAAGACACUCUGGGUUUUCCACCUCAGACAACAGCAUGGCCAACACGCCCCAGGACUACAGUGGAAAUAUGAGAUCAUUUCCCUCCAGGAGCCCUUCACAAGGAGACGAGGAUUCCGCUCUGAUCCUAACCCAAGACAACUUGAAGAGCUCAGACCCAGAACUGUCGGCCAACAGCGAUCAGGAGUCCGGGGUGGAGGACCUCAGCUGCCGGUCUCCCAGCGGUGGGGAGCGGGCAACGAGUGAAGACAGCAGCAAGGACCGGGAUUCUGACGAGGCAGUGUUCCUCACCGCGUGAAGCUUCCCCUUGGGGUCCCAGGACAAAAGACACCCAGCAAACACUUCCAAAAAUAUGGGAACUGUGCAAUUCACAAUAAGAAAUAUCUCAAGAAAAGGGCCCUGUCAUCAGGAAUUACAAAAUAUAGCUGUAAAAAGGGAAAAGAUGGCCAACUUUUAGUUUCGUUAGGUAUCAAAGAACAGGAAAUAGCCAUUUCUGUCAUCAGAUGUAAGGAAAAUUAUUUCAGAAGUCACUGCAGACUCUGAAAAUUUUAUUUGGUACAGAGCAGUUACGUCUACCAUCUCCUGAGGUUACAAAAAGAAGUCUUCUUGUCUUAGCAUGCAUCCGCUCACAGGGCCCCAAGCCCUUUCUGUUCUACCGUUUUCAUCUUUAACCUUUCCCCUUAUCUCAUUUCCAGGUCUAUAUUUUGUGUUUUCUAAAACAUUUGACAUUCUCUUCCUUUCUGACUUUGUUAUCAGUAUUUGUAAAAACAGAGCACCUUGUUGAGAUACACCCUUUUGGUUAACAGACAGAUCCCUGUAACUGAGGAGCUUUGUAAUGGCUUAAGCUUAUGUUUCAGGUUUAAUAAUCACUUUACUUUUCCUUAGAUAAUAUAUUUUACAUUGUUAUAACUUUGUUGCUUUUCUCUGAACCUCUCCUGUUAUUCAUCAUUUAAAAAAUGCUAAGGCUGUGACUUUUUCUUUAACAGGAGUCUAAUACCUAAUAAAGUAAAAGCAACAUUUGCUCUCUGGUUCUUACGUAUGAACUCAGAUCAGACUA